UCUCCUGGACCUGAACCCAGCUGUGCGUCUUUAAAGAGCCAUCAGUCAAAGGAUAUUGGUGAAAAAUUUAAAGGAUGUUCUUCUGCUGCCAAGAGCGGCUGGAGGACAACAUUAUGAUGUUUGUGAAGAAUGAGCUGAAGAAAACCAAAAAGGUUCUGAGUCCAGAUGACCGAGAAACUAUAAAAAGCCAGAGGGAGGAUAAGGAGAUGUUUGAAGAUGAGGAUGAAGAUCAAAGAAAGAGCUGCAGAGAAGCAUUUCUGAAGAUCACAUUCCACUUCUUGAGGAGACUUAAGCAGCAUGAGAUGGCUGACCAUCUGCAGAGCAAAAUAUUUGCUCCACUCUAUAAACGUGAACUUAAAGCCCAACUGAAGAAGAAGUUCCAGUGUGUGUUUGAGGGGAUCGCUAAAGCAGGAAACCCAACUCUUCUGAAUCAGAUCUACACAGAACUCUACAUCACAGAAGGAGGGACUGCAGAGGUCAAUGAUGAACAUGAGAUCAGACAGAUUGAAACAGCAUUCAGGAAAUCAAAGGGACCAGAAACAACAAUCAGACAAGAAGAUAUCUUUAAAUCUUCACUUGGAAGAGAUGAACCAAUCAGAACAGUGCUGACAAAGGGAGUGGCUGGCAUUGGGAAAACAGUCUUAACACAGAAGUUCACUCUGGACUGGGCUGAAGACAAAGCCAAUCAGGAUAUCCAGUUCAUUUUUCCAUUCACUUUCAGAGAGCUGAAUGUGCUGAAAGAGGAAAAGUUCAGCUUGGUGGAACUUGUUCAUCACUUCUUUACUAAAACUAAAGAAUCAGGAAUCUGCAGGCUGGAAGACUUCCAGGUUGUGUUCAUUCUUGAUGGUCUGGAUGAGUGCCGAAUUAGUUUGGACUUCAACAAAACUAAAAUCCUGACUGAAACAAGAAAGUCCACUUCAUUGGAUGUACUGUUGACAAACCUCAUCAAGGGGAACCUGCUCCCAUCUGCUCGCCUCUGGAUAACCACACGUCCUGCAUCAGCCAGUCAGAUCCCUCCUGAGUGUGUGGACCUGGUGACAGAGGUCAGGGGCUUUACUGACCCACAGAAGGAGGAGUACUUCAAGAAGAGAUUCAGAGAUGAGGAGCAGGCCAGCAGGAUCAUCUCCCACAUCAAGACAUCACGAAGCCUCCACAUCAUGUGUCACAUCCCAGUCUUCUGCUGGAUCAUUGCCACAGUUCUGGAGGAUGUGCUGAAAACCACAGAGGGAGGAGAGCUGCCCAAGAACCUGACUGAGAUGUACAUUCACUUCCUGGUAGUUCAGGCCAAAGUCAAGAGGAUCAAAUAUGAUGGAGGAACUGAGACAGAUCCACACUGGAGUCCAGAGAGCAGGAAGAUGGUUGAGUCUCUGGGAAAACUGGCUUUUGAUCAGCUGCAGAAAGGAAACCUGAUCUUCUAUGAAUCAGACCUGACAGAGUGUGGCAUCGAUAUCAGAGCUGCCUCAGUGUACUCAGGAGUGUUCACACAGAUCUUUAAAGAGGAGAGAGGACUGUACCAGGACAAGGUGUUCUGCUUUGUCCAUCUGAGUGUUCAGGAAUUUCUGGCUGCUCUUCAUAUCCAUCUGACCUUCAUCAACUCUGGAGUCAAUCAGCUGGAAGAACAACAAACAAGCUCUCACACAGGGAAAGACUUCUAUCAGAGUUCUGUGGACAAGGCCUUACAGAGCCCAAAUGGACACCUGGACUUGUUCCUUCGUUUUCUUUUGGGUCUGAAAACUAAUAAAAUUUAUUUGCAAGGCCUGGUGACACAGACAGGAAGUAGCUCACAGACCAAUCGGGAAACAGUUCAGUACAUCAAGAACAAGCUCAGUGAGAAUCUGUCUGUAGAGAAAAGCAUCAACCUGUUCCAGUGUCUAAAUGAACUGAAUGACCAUUCUCUAGUGGAGGAGAUCCAACAGUCCCUGAGAUCAGGAAGUCUCUCCACUGAUAAACUGUCUCCUGCUCAGUGGUCAGCUCUGGUCUUCAUCUUACUGUCAUCAGAAAACGAUCUGGAUGUGUUUGACCUGAAGAAAUACUCUGCUUCAGAGGAUGCUUUUCUGAGGCUGCUGCCAGUGGUCAAAGCCUCUAAAAAAGCUCUGCUGAAUAGCUGUAACCUCUCAGAGAGAGCAUGUGGAGCUCUGUCCUCUUCUCUUCAACUAGAAGACUGUGAGCUCAGAGAUCUAGACCUGAGUAACAACACCGUGCAAGACUCAGGUUUGACACUACUGUUUUCUCGACUGAAGACUACAAACUGGAAGCUGGAAACGCUCAGAUUGAGUGUCUGUAAUCUCUCAGAGAGAAGCUGUGAAACUCUGUCUUCACUUCUCAGCUCCCAGCCCUCCAGUUUGAGAGAGCUUGACUUGAGUAACAAUGACCUGAAGGACUCUGGAGUGAAAGUUUUGUCUUCUGGACUAGAAAGUCUGUAUUGUAAACUGGAAACACUAAGGCUGUCAGGCUGCCUGAUCACAGAAGAAGGUUGCAAGUCUCUGGUCUCAGCUUUUAGCCUCAAUUCUUCCCAUCUGAAAGAGCUGGACCUGAGCUACAAUAGUCCAGGAGAGGCAGUAGUGAAGAUGCUUGAGCAGCUAAGACUGGACACUCUCUGGGUGGAGCCUGCUGGAGUCCGAUGGCUGACACCAGGUCUGAGGAAGUAUUCCUGUCAACUCACAAUCGACACAAACACAGUGAACAGAAACCUCAAAUUGUCUGAAAACAACAGGAAGGUGACACGUGUUUUAUCGAUUCCAUUAUAUCCUGAUCAUCCAGACAGAUUUGACUGGUAUCCUCAGCUGCUGUGUAAAGAUGAGCUUGAAGGUCGCUGUUACUGGGAGGUUGAGUGGAGAAGAACAGCUUGGAUAUCAAGCAGCAGUGUAUGUGGACUGUCCUGCUGGCACUCUGUCCUUCUACAGAGUCUCCUCUGACACUGUGAUCCACCUCCACACCUUCAACACCACAUUCACUGAACCUCUUUAUCCUGGAUUUGGGUUCUGGGCUCCAUCGGAU
Molecule: messenger RNA, 2997 nt
Organism: Neolamprologus brichardi
Lineage: Eukaryota; Metazoa; Chordata; Actinopteri; Cichliformes; Cichlidae
Source: RefSeq, a predicted model, not a curated record